Molecule: messenger RNA, 1515 nt
Organism: Larimichthys crocea (large yellow croaker)
Lineage: Eukaryota; Metazoa; Chordata; Actinopteri; Sciaenidae
Gene: ctxnd1
Product: cortexin domain containing 1
Exons: 2
Coding region: 553-735 (60 amino acids)
Source: RefSeq, a predicted model, not a curated record
UUAUCCUUUAAUGCAGGGAUUCCAAAUACCUCCUUAGAGAAGUACAGAUGCACAACAUGGGAUCGUGGUUAUCUCUACAAGACUACACACACCUCUCACUGAGGUAUCUCACAGCCUCAGUUGGCAGUGGAGCAGAUAUGAUGCCGUGCACACUUGCUGCAUCUUUCUUGUGAACACAAACGUGCAGCUGCACGCAGACACAGGGAGCAGGAGCAGGGAUGUGUGCGGCGCUCUGCUCCACUCUGUUUGUGGGGCUCAGUAUGCAGAGAGAGGGGGAUGCAGCAGCUACCACUGACUCUUCCCCCUCCACUCUUCAUCCAUCUGCCCCCUUCUUGCCAUCUGCCCUCCCCAUAUCCAGUCAUUCCAUUAACUUGCCACCCUCCCUCAACUCCUCACCUGCCUCUCUCUCGUUCGCAGUGGUUCCUCAGUGCGGACCGGGAGCCGUCCUACCUUCAUCUGCCGUGCAGGAUGUGAGGGAAGCAGUCGGGUCUUCAGGAUGGUAGCAGGGUGUGCGGGCGUGUCCGAGGACAGCAGCAGCAGACAGCAGCAGUCAUGGAGGUGGAGGGCACUGCAGAACCAGCCUUCGUGGACGUGGACCAGGGCCUGACUCUGGCCUGCAUCGCCUUCCUUUGCCUGCUGCUGGUGGCCAUGAUCAUCCGCUGUGCAAAGGUCAUCAUGGACCCAUACAGCGCAAUCCCCACCUCCACGUGGGAGGAACAGCACCUGGAUGACUGACACACUCAAGCAUACAUAUACAUGUAUAUAUAUGUGUGUUCCUCCAGGCAACCACACAUGAAACAUCAGCACAAGGAUGGAGAGUUCUGUAGUGAGGCAGGGGUUCUGUUUGAGAUGACUCCCUGAUGCAUUUCAUUUCCAAAAUUUCAUAAAUAAUGAACUAAACAAAUAAACAUGUUCUUCAGUUGUAGAAUUUUAGAGCUUUUCAGUUAUUCUCAAAAGACGAAGAAGUUUGUCUUUUGCUUGAAUGCAUAUUAUAAAAUGGUUCUGUUGUGCCAAGAACCAUGCUGAUACUUUCUCAGAUCUAAAGAUCUCUCUGAGGAUAUCUUUAUCAACACAUGGCGCAAGUAGUAGGAGAAAGAACAUUUGGAGCUUCUGUCUGCAGAAUUGAUGGAGCAUUGAUGAAGUGACACUAGUACAACAGAGUAAAGCACAUAGACUUGGCUUUUUGUAUCUACCUAGAGAUGUCUUCAGGAGCCCCAGGGUGGCCUUACACAUUCCUGUUGGACAAACAAACACAAUCAGUAAUGGCAAGCCGGGCCCCGUCCUUGAUCGCACUUUCCCUUUACAUCUGUACAGACUGGACUGACAAAUUAUCAAAUCUUGUAAAGUUCUGAGGCUUGUUCUUACAGCUUACACACAAUUGGUCCAUAUGGAGAGAAACCUAUCAUGACAAAAUCCUCAUCCGUAAAUUGUUGGUAUAACUUGUUAGCUCAACUUUAAGUUUAUUACAACCUGGUUCAUCGUAGUCUUGGUUUUUCAUUUAGCUCCGUAGUAUAC